Vitrella brassicaformis is the source of this 2887-nucleotide messenger RNA. Lineage: Eukaryota; Vitrellaceae. The record is from the annotation of a GenBank genome assembly.
GAGCCAUCACGCCUCCUCUCCCUCCCCCUCGGCCCCCAUCACGAGGUCGUCUUCGUCAUGUAAAGGCUCAUCCCGCGAUGACUGCUCUGGCAUGGCCUCCUCCAGAUCUCGCCCCUCGGCGCUACGUGAUGAGUCCUCGUUCGAUGGGUCCUCCUCGUCGUCAUCCUCGUUGGCUGAGUCUUCGUCAUCUUCAACGUCCUCCUGGUCUUCGUUGGAGCCCUCGGGCACACUGAACACACACACACACAGGCAAAUCGGACACAGGCGAGGCUGCUGUCCGUUGGUGGAAGGAUGCGUUCGGUGGAUGGGUGCUCGCUCACCGCGACUCGGCCAUCAUGGCGUCGCUGUCGUCAGCAGUCAUCUGCCGGCCGACUUGCGCCUCGCCCUCCGCCUCUUCCUCAUCUAUGUCGUUGUCAUCUUCCGUGCCAUUCAUCAGCUGCACCUGGUCAGUAGCGGCGGCAGCAGCAGCAGCAGCACUAGCCGCUGGGCGGCCGCCCUCUCCCUCUGUCUCCUCUCUCUCCUCUCCCUCCUGCUUUAUGGGUAGCAUCUGAUCAUCGGCCACCGAUGCCGCGACCUCCUCUCCCCCUCUGCCGUCUGUUGCUGCUGCUGCCCCGUCCAGCGGCUCUGUCUUGACGGCGCCAGAGGGGCUGCCCCUGCCGCCCCCCUCUCCCAGCUGUGCGGUUCGGUCCUUGUUGGCCCAUGUGAUUGGAGCGAGGCUGGCGCCGCUCUUCUUGACAAGCUGCACUAUCGCUUGUGCGCUGGCGUCUGCGGGGUGACGCUGCUGGAGCGGGACGGAUGAGGCCGAGGAGAGCUUGUAGAGCCACUGCUCUAGGGACGUGAUGGCCGUCGUGGCGUCGAUGUAACUCACUGACGACAGCAGAAAACGGGCGCCUGCGUGGAUGGCACACGGACACAUCGUACACACACUGUCAGAGGUGCACAGGCCGUGCCGCGUCGUCACCUGCGUCAAGGGUGAUGCACCAGCUCUCGCAGAGGCCGUCAAUCUUCUUGAGGAUCAUAUCUCGGUCCAUGGCGCUGCCAGCCGCCCGAGUGAGCGGGGCCAGCCCAUCGUACCAGUGCGCCUUCUUCAGGAGCAGCCGCACCAUCAGCUCGCCAGGCGACUCCUCAGGCCUCCCUGCGGCCCUGUCCUGCUGUCCGCCAGGCAUCCGAAGGAUGUGGUCGAACUCGAAAAACGACACCAUGGCCGCCUCGAAUGGAAAGGCCUUGACGAGCGUCUCAGUGCCGAUGUCCAGCCGCGUCCGGCUGUCGGCGGCGUAGCGCUCGAUCCGCUGCUUGACCAGGUGGCGCGGCUCGGUGCGGAACUGCUCCUUGAGGUAGUCCUCGAUCAGGUGCACCGUUACAGGCGCCCCCCGCCGGCCGGUCGCAUCGCCGACGCGCCUCGCCUUGCCCACAGGCUGGUUCUCCUCCUCUGCAGUAGCAGCAGCAGCUGGGCGCUUCCUGCCGACGUUGGCCGGUGAGGGUGUCACGGCGGCCUUCUUGGCUUGGCGCUCCUUCUGCUCGUCGAUCUGCCGUUCCUUCUGCCGCAGGUGGUUGCGGUCCUCCACUGCCUGGUGGUUGAGGUAGCCGUCCUGCGCGUAGCGGUCCAGGUAGUCGCGGAACUGACGCUCCACCUGGUUGUGGUGCAGCACCUGACACACACACGGACAGACAGGAAACAGGGAUGGAUGGGCCUCUAUGGCAUGAUCGAGCGAGUGGGGUCAGUCAGGUCAGUGGCCGACGUGUUUGAUAGUGGCGCUGGCGAAGACGAGGAGAGGGCUCCUGGCAUUUUCGUGGUCUUUGUGGUAGGGGUCGACAGACAUCUUCUUGGAGGCCACGAAGGACUUCCACUUGUCCAUGAGCACCUUGCCCUCCGCUGACGGCCGGUGGAUGGCGUAGUCCACCACCCACGCCAGCAGCCGAGCCGGGGCAUGCGUCAGGAAACUGCACUCACACACACACACACACACACAAAUAGAUAGAUCGCCACCGCUCACUCAAUGGUCGCUUCUUUCUCCUUCCUUGCUUGUCACCUACCUUUUGUAUCGCUCGACUUUCAUGAUGUAUUUGGGAUUGUCGAGGUCCCCCGUGACCUCCUUCUUGUCGUUCUUGCCGUCACCGGUCACCGUCCCCCACUUGGUCUUGACCUCGAUCCGCUCGUCACUCUCCUCGGGCGCAGUCGCCGUCACAGCACUCUUCUUAAUUGACUCCUCGCCCGCACGAGGACCCCUCACCGACGCAUCACCCACACGAGCAGGCCGAGUGGCCACGCCCGGCGGCACUCUGCUGGGCACCGAUGGCCGGCUCCUCUCCCUCUCCCUUUCUCGCUCCCGCUCCCUCUCCCGUUCUCUCUCCCUUUCCCUCUCCCUCUCCCUGUCCCUCUCCCUGUCCCUGUCGUCUAUGGGUCUUGCCGGCGGCAGGGGGCGACGCAUGCCGGUGCCAGGGGGUGCUCGUGGGUUGAUGGCCGGCACAAUGGGUCGGCCGCGUCCCGGCGACGAGUGUGACGGCAUGGGCCUCUCACGCUGCCGAUCCCUCGGAGGAUCCCUCUCCCUCCCCCGCGGCGGAUCGGCAGAGUUGUACCGGUCCCUCUCCGGCACACGUCCUCCCCCUCCUCGGUCGCCAAGCGGCCGUCUUGAUGCAUCGGGAGAGUGAAUGGCGCCUCUCGAUGGCUCUCGGGGAGGCAUGCGAGGGCGGGAAGGCGGACGCCGGUCUGGCGGGUGAGGAGGAAGAACCAUGGUGCUUGGUCAAAAACUGGCCGUAGAUCAGGUCACCAGAUGGACGCUGAUGCACGCGCAGAGCCCCUAAGCAUCCGCCGCCUCCGAAACCGCCACAAGUAGGCGGGCGUCAGACUUAUCUUCGGAUGUGCUGGCAGGAGGUCGCUGAGUCAUCA